CAAUUGGUUUCUAGCAUUGUUGCUCAAUCGUCACUAUGGUUAAGAUUACUGGCUUCACCACGCGGGACGUGAGGUUUCCGACCUCCCUCGACAAGACUGGCUCCGAUGCCAUGAACGCCGCUGGUGACUACUCCGCCGCCUACUGCAUCAUCAACACAGACUCUGACUUCAGCGGUCAUGGUAUGACCUUCACAAUUGGCCGUGGCAAUGAGAUCGUUUGCGCCGCCAUCUCCCUCGUUACCCCUCUCGUCAUCGGCAAAGACCUCGAUGAGCUGACCGCCGACUGGGGCAAGACUUGGCGCUACCUAGUCUCCGAUAGCCAGCUUCGCUGGAUCGGCCCUGAGAAGGGUGUUAUCCACCUUGCCCUCGGUGCCGUCGUCAAUGCCCUCUGGGAUCUCUGGGCUAAGACCCUCGGCAAGCCUGUCUGGCGUAUUGUUGCUGAUAUGACUCCUGAGGAGUUCGUUCGCUGCAUUGACUUCCGAUACAUCACUGAUGCUAUUACUCCUGAGGAGGCGCUGGCUAUGUUGAAGGAGGUUGAGGGUGGUAAGCAGGAGCGCAUUGCUGAGGCUGAGGCUAGCAAGGCUGUUCCGGCCUACACAACAAGUGCCGGAUGGUUAGGUUAUUCUGAGGAGAAGUUGAAGGUGUUGUUGAAGGAGAGUGUUGAGCAGGGAUACAAGCAUUUCAAGUUGAAGGUUGGUGGCAACCUGGAGGAUGAUAAGAGCCGGUUGAGAAUUGCCCGAGAGGCAAUUGGAUAUGAUAAGGGAAAUAUUCUUAUGGUUGAUGCUAACCAGGUCUGGUCUGUCCCGGAGGCUAUCACCUGGAUGCAAGAGCUUGCUGAGUUCAAGCCUUGGUUCAUUGAAGAGCCUACCUCCCCCGAUGAUAUCCUCGGCCACGCUGCUAUCAAGAAGGCGCUGGAGAACACCCCUCAUGGAACUGUCGGUGUUGCUACCGGUGAGAUGUGCCAGAACCGCGUUAUCUUCAAGCAGCUGCUGCAAGCUGGUGCCUUGACUGUUCUGCAGCCUGAUGCCUGCCGUGUUGGUGGUGUGAACGAGGUUCUUGCUAUUUUGCUGCUGGCUCGCAAGUUCGGUGUCCCCAUUGUGCCCCACUCUGGUGGUGUCGGUUUGCCCGAGUACACACAGCACCUGAGCACAAUCGACUAUGUUGUUGUUACCGGAAAGCGGAGUGUUCUGGAGUAUGUUGACCAUUUGCACGAGCACUUCGUCCACCCGUCCAGUGUUAAGGAUGGCUACUAUGUCACCCCUAUGGAGCCUGGUUACAGCGUGGAGAUGAAGGCCGACAGCAUGGACGAGUUCGAGUUCCCUGGUGUAGAAGGCAAGAGCUGGUGGCGCUCCGAGGAGGCCAAGGUCAUCCUGGAGGGUCCUCGGGUGGUAUAA
Molecule: messenger RNA, 1394 nt
Organism: Penicillium pulvis
Lineage: Eukaryota; Fungi; Ascomycota; Eurotiomycetes; Eurotiales; Aspergillaceae
Product: L-fuconate dehydratase
Exons: 4
Coding region: 36-1394 (452 amino acids)
Biological process (GO): amino acid catabolic process; carbohydrate catabolic process
Molecular function (GO): magnesium ion binding; L-fuconate dehydratase activity
Source: RefSeq, a predicted model, not a curated record